Molecule: messenger RNA, 1968 nt
Organism: Cuscuta epithymum
Lineage: Eukaryota; Viridiplantae; Streptophyta; Magnoliopsida; Solanales; Convolvulaceae
Source: the annotation of a GenBank genome assembly
AUUCAGCCGGCGUCUUUGAAGAGAGAAACUCUGCAUAGAUCGUUGGGAGUGAGUUGAGUGUGAAAGAGAGAGACCCUGAGGCGUGGAGACCGGAUUUAGCCAAGACAUGUGCAACGGUGCAGUGUUUGGUUCUCUUCGACGAUGGUGGAAGUUGAUGUUGUGGGUGAUUGUGUUGCGGUUGAUUCUAGCCAUAGUCUGCCGGAGGUAGUCAGGUGUCGAUUGCUUUAAAUUCAGCGUGGAGUGGAUCUACUGCGGAGAUCGUAAGAGUAGUGAAUUGACAAAACCGACCAUCGUUGCCUCCCAGAAUGCCCCCCCUCCUGCUGUUGGACCAUGGAAGGACGCAUCUGUGUUAAGGAUUAAGGGGAAAGGUCAGUCAGUUCGCAGUGAAGGUCUCCUAUAACGGCCUAUGGCGUCUCCGGCGGUGAGAGCGUUUCCAACCCAAUCCUCAAAAUACCUUCGCCCCUCGCUCGUGUUGAAACAUGCUGUAGGGCCAGACACGGAGAAACCCAAACAUUCAAGUUCUUAAAUUGCUUGUUGAUGUUUCUGCGAUGUGGUAGAUCCAGAGUUCUCUCACGGAGUAGAAUUUCUAUGGAGUAGAAAUUCAGCUUGAUGUGUAUUGGUGGGAAGAGUCAUGCCCGGAGGCUGCGUUUAUAGGUGAAACUAUGCUAUAUGUGCAAUUACCAUGGUAAUUGUUGUGAAGAUUGGAAAAGAUUGAGUCACAAAAAUGAAACGGAAUUGGACAAAAUUGUCCAAUAGUAAAAAACCCAAAAAGGCGCGCUAAGCGUAAGUUGAGGCGCGCCAAAAAGGUCUUUUCCAUCAGGUCCGAAGACGACCUCCUUCGCUGCCACACAGAGGAGUUUCAGUCAGCUCUCGGAGUCUCACAGUCCCGGUCGAUAGAAUUAGUCGAAGGUCCUUCCUUCAUGGGGAGCUCAUCACUGUAAAACUUCCCCGAAAGAUGAACUCAAAGCAAACUUCGAUCCGUGUGGUGGGGCAGCGCUCGAUUACUUCAACUUUCCGCUUACACCAUUCUGCUCGGUCAAAUGAUAGAAAAAAAGAUGUCGAAAUUAAAUCUCCCAGUGAAAAGCGUCCAACUAUCUCUCUCUCCGACUUCCUCAACAAAAAAUUGGACAAAGCUUCUGUUUUACCUGGUUCAGUUAAGAGGAAGGACAAGCAGUUUCUGUCUCCAGAGGGAAGCAAUGGCGACACUAAAUUAUUUAAUAAAGAUGAAAAAAAUGGGGAGAAAGGUGUAGGUCAACAUUGUUCUCUUGAUAUUAUGUUUGAAAAGCUUAAGCAAGCUGAUAAAAGAGAAGAACAUGGUGAUAGGGAUCGUAGUUGUGAUGAAAUAAUGACUUCCUGCUCGGAAGAUAUGGAAAGAUCAAUGAAAAGGAGAAAGGUGUUUGCAGGUAAUGGUCAUAAGCAAUCUGUUGGAAAGGUAGUGGUAGUCUUAGGAGAGGAUUCAAAGAGCAAGCAAAAAAGAAAUGGCAAGAGGCAUGAAAUUCCUGAGAAAUCAACUACCUACUUCAAUCAUUAUGCAAAUGGAGGUGGCUGGUGGGACUGUGAGAAGGAAGGUGUUGACAAUGAAGAAGUUGGAUGCAAUGGGACAUGGGAAGUCUAUCACAUACCUCAUUAGGGUGAUGUGAUUGGCUGAUUGCCAUUGAUUUACACCUUUUUUUUAUUUAGAAAAACAUAUGAUAUCUGUUGCAACACAAAUUGACUAAUCUGGAGUCAUUAUGAGGACAAGAGGGUUGUUGCCUUGUUGUUGUCAAAGUUCUGCUUUCCAUCAAACUUUUUUUUCUUAAUUCAGUUGCUGUUGUAAAUUGUUAAAUACUUUGACGGGUUGCCAAAUGAUCUAUGGGUAUGUUUGGCACAACUAGCUGAAAAGAUACUUUUGUGAGCUUUUUAGUAACUGUUAGCUUUUAGUGACUGAAAAGAUCUUAAAAAGAAAAGGUGAUAACUGUUUGGUAAAAA